Molecule: messenger RNA, 1818 nt
Organism: Fonsecaea nubica
Lineage: Eukaryota; Fungi; Ascomycota; Eurotiomycetes; Chaetothyriales; Herpotrichiellaceae
Exons: 1
Coding region: 1-1818 (605 amino acids)
Biological process (GO): transmembrane transport
Cellular component (GO): endoplasmic reticulum; membrane
Source: RefSeq, a predicted model, not a curated record
AUGCCUUUUUCCGAGUACUUUACGAGUCCUACAUCCCUCUACAAUCGACAGAUUCUCAGCGGACUGGUCUCUCGUGACCAGAUACCCUUAGCCAACGAUGCCUUGCAGAUUCUCAAGAAGGCCGCUCCUCAUUCUGGCCACCCGAACUUCGCACACCUUACCCUCCUUGUUUUCGAAGCCGUGUUGGAAGUGGUGUGCGUUAGUUUACCGGGAUACAUUGUGGCGAGACAAGGCAUGUUCGAUGCGGAGGGGCAGAAGUUGAUGGCCAAUCUGAACGUCAUGCUGUUUACUCCGUGCCUAAUCUUCACCAAACUGGCGUCACAGCUCACGGCGGAGAAGCUGGUAGAUUUAGCCAUCAUCCCGGCAAUCUUUGUCGUUCAAACCUUGGUAUCAUACCUGUGCGCCUGGAGCAUUGGGAAAGUCAUGAAGUUCAAAAAGAGACAGGCCAACUUUGUGAUUGCCAUGGGGGUGUUUGGCAACUCCAACUCGUUGCCCAUUUCGCUGGUCUUAUCCUUGUCUAAAACACUCAAGGGGCUACAUUGGGAUAAAGUCCCCAAUGACAAUGACGAGGAGGUUGGAGCUCGAGGUAUUCUUUACCUGCUCAUAUUCCAGCAGUUGGGUCAACUUCUUCGCUGGAGUUGGGGCUAUAAUGUCCUGCUUGCGCCACCAGACAGCUACACCGAAGCAGAAGGUGGGACAAAGAAGGAAGACCGCGUUGAACGGGGACGAGGAGAAUAUCGCGAAUAUAGCGACGAUGACCGCGAGAACCGUCGGCUUUUGAGCCCCAGUUAUGACGGAAUUAGAGAUAUGAGCGAGGAUUUUGAGUACUAUGAUGGAUAUGAAGUCGAGGACGACGACGAGACUCGGAUAGGCACUGAAUCGCCUACCACAGCGAAGUCGGAUGGUCUCAAAACCCCUCGUACUCCGCACAACAGGUCAUCUAGAAAUUCUCCCAACCGGCAGCCGAAUGGCACUGCUCACGAGACACCGGAUCUCCUGUCCACUCCUACCAAUGGGAUGGUGCAGCCUCAUCACAACCCCGACUAUCCUGCCUGGCUGGAAUACCCCGACAAUAAAAAGUACGAUGAGGAUUGCGGAGGCCUCCAAGGACACAUCAAUCGAGGAAGAAACGUGGUACGAUAUCAACUCUUGAAGAUCGGGCAUGCGAUUCGGAUGAGGUCUAGGCGGGCCUUUGACUCUCUUCCCAAGCCGGCGCAAAAAACCAUGUCAUACACCGCGUUCAAGACUAGAGCUUUCCUGGCGGGCGUGUGGGAAUUUAUGAACCCUCCGUUGUGGUCGAUGUUGGCUGCCAUAAUAGUUGCGUCUGUGCCCUACCUACAGCAUCUCUUCUUCGAUAAAGGGACUUUCCUCGCAAAUUCCGCCACACGAGCAGUGCAACAAAGUGGUGCUGUCGCGGUGCCCCUGAUUCUGGUGGUGCUUGGAGGGAACCUUGCCAGAAACACUAUCCCGAAGAAUCAACCAGGAGAUAUCACGGAUCCGAAGGAAGAGAGCAGGCUUCUGUAUGCUUCAUUGCUGGCGCGUAUGGUGUUCCCGACGCUUUUGAUGGCACCUUUUCUCGCACUGGUCGCCAAAUACGUCCCAGUCAGCAUUGUCGACGACAAGAUUUUUAUCGUGGUUGCUUUUCUCCUCACUGGGGCUCCAUCUGCUCUCCAGCUGAGCGCCAUCACACAAACAAACAACGUGUAUCCCACGGUCAUGUCAAACAUUCUCUUUCAAAGCUAUGUGGUUUGGAUUUUGCCAUCCACACUAAUUCUGGUACUUCUAGCUCUGGAAACGGUGGAGUGGGCUACCAAUUGA